Molecule: messenger RNA, 2472 nt
Organism: Lagopus leucura (white-tailed ptarmigan)
Lineage: Eukaryota; Metazoa; Chordata; Aves; Galliformes; Phasianidae
Gene: STING1
Product: stimulator of interferon response cGAMP interactor 1
Exons: 8
Coding region: 746-2377 (543 amino acids)
Biological process (GO): autophagosome assembly; defense response to virus; activation of innate immune response
Cellular component (GO): autophagosome; endoplasmic reticulum membrane
Molecular function (GO): cyclic-di-GMP binding; 2',3'-cyclic GMP-AMP binding
Source: RefSeq, a predicted model, not a curated record
GGGGUUGGAACUGGAUGAGCGCUAUGCUCCUUUGCAACCCAGGGCAUUCUGUGAUUCUGUGAUUGUAGAACUCAAUCCGGAUAAUCAACAUCUGUGAAAGUAACAGUUCAAAAACACUUUCGUUUUCAUUUUUCUGCCAGGGACGUUUUUCUAUUUCCUACCACAUGGAUGUGAGCUCUAAGGAAUGUAGAAAAUUCAUUUUCAUAGUUGUUAUUGCAGAAUCACAAAAUGGUUUGAGUUGAUGGACCUCUAAAGGCCAUCCGGUCCAAAUCCCUGCAAUGAACAGGGCUGGGGUACAGCUGGAUGGCAGCUGGACAUGGGGCAGCACUGAGCCCCCACGGCACCUCCCCCGUCACUGAUUCGUGCACAGGGGACGUGGCUGCACAGGGCCAGGUGAGCUGAGAGGCUCUCAAACAGCCCCACGCUGCCACGUGCCCCACCUCGAUUUCCCUUUCCCACACCACAACUCAAACCCAGAACUGACACAGCUUUGAAGCCUGAUGGAAGUGAGUUCUGCAGUGAUUUGCUCUCGGUCUCAGUUAAAUGUGCUUAAAAACACAGAGCUGAGAACCCCAAUGGAUGUGUGAGGAAAUUGCAAGGAGGCUGUGAGCAGCAUGCGGCCAGCAAGGCAUUAGGGCAACAGGAGCACAAAAAAAAAACUGUCCAGGAGACGGAGGUUUUUCUUCAUGCAUCAAAGCAAUGCUGGGGGCUUAGUUUGCUUUUCUAUUGGUUUUGCUUUUAAGCCAUGGGUUUUUCUACAAGAAGAAAAAGGCUUUGGGGGAAUUGCAGCGCACGACGAUCCAAACAAACGCACUGUCCUCUACGCAGGCACAGAAAUUGUUGCUGUUUUGUUGAUGUGGUUUCCAUUUCUGGUAAUUGCUGCCCCAUCCUCUCAUGGUUGCUUUGUUUGUUCUUUCACAAGCUUGUUCUGGUUUUGGUGCAAACCAAACUAAAGCUCAUUUUCAUGGCACGGGGGAUGUGUGCCCCAGGACCGACUCCUGCCCAGUGUCUCUCCUCCACGAACCUCCCUCAGAUGCAAGUCCUGGCCAAGAAGGCAGCAGUGGUUUCCUCAGCCGUGCAGCUCUGCCCUCUCCGUGCGCCGGGAGCUGGUGCCGACCCUGCGCAUAGCCGUCGCGUCCAGAGGAAGCGGAGGCUGUGGCUGUGCGUGCUUGAGCGCUGCUACGCCCACUGCCCUCGGCGCAGACAUCGCGGUGCCGAGCAUCACGGCUGCACCUCGAUGCCCCAGGAUCCGUCGACGUCGACAAGGAGCAGCCCUGCUGCCCUGUUCGUCCCCGAGCCCCGCGCGGGGCGGGCACAGCAUGCGGCAUGCGUGCUGCUGGCUGUGUGCUUCGUGGUGCUGCUCCUGACUGGGGAGCCCCUGAUGUCCAUCACCCACCGUGCCUGCACCCAGCUGGCGGCCCUGCAGCUCGGGGUGCUGCUCAAGAGCUGCUGCUGCCUGGCAGAGGAGAUUUUCCACCUGCACUCCAGGCACCACGGCAGCCUCUGGCAGAUGCUGUGUGCCUGCUUUCCUCCACGCUGGCACCUGGCCCUGCUCCUUGUCAGCGGCUCAGCCUACCUGGACCCUCAAGAGGACGACGGGCACAGCCCCCGCCUCGCCCUCGCCUGCCUGUGCCAGCUGCUGGUCCUCGCCCUCGGGCUGCAGAAGCUCUCAGCGGUGGAGGUGUCAGAGCUCACUGAGAGCUCCAAGAAGAACGUUGCUCACGGCCUCGCCUGGUCCUACUACGUCGGCUACCUGAAAAUAGUUCUGCCACGCCUGAAGGAGUGCAUGGAAGAGAUCAGCAGGGCCAACCCCAUGCUGCGGGCACACCGCGACGCCUGGAAGCUCCACAUCCUGGUCCCACUGAACUGUGACAUCUGGGAUGACCUGGAGAAAGCUGACAGCAACAUCCAAUACCUGGCAGACCUUCCUGAGACCACCCUGACCCGGGCAGGCAUCAAAAGAAGAGUCUACAGACAGAGCCUGUAUCUGAUCAGGGAUAAGGACAACAAGCCCAGGCCCUGCGUGCUGGAGUUUGCGUCCCCGCUGCAGACGCUGUUCGCCAUGGCGCAGGAUGAGUGCGCAGCCUUCGGGAGGGAGCAGCGGCUGGAGCAGGCGCGGCUGUUCUACAGGACGCUGCGGGACAUCCUGAGCAGCUCCAGGGAGUGCGCGGGCACGUACCGCCUCAUCGCCUAUGAAGAACCGGCGGAGGCCGAGAGCCACUUCUUGUCCGGGCUGAUCCUCCGGCACCUGCAGCAGCAGCAGCGCGAGGAGUACGUGGUGCACGAGGAGCAACCCCUGGGCACCGGCUCCGUGGAGCUCAGCUUGCAGGUCAGCUCCUCUGACCUGCCCCAGCCUCUGCGCAGUGACCGCCCCUGAGCCCGGCGCUCCCUGGCACCCGGGAGCCUGCAGCCCCGUGGCCGUUUGCGUUGUGCAUUUCUCGUGUAUGCACAAGAAUGUGUGGUGUGUUCUAA